This is a messenger RNA of Panicum hallii, 1095 nucleotides long. RefSeq names its product expansin-B6-like. Gene Ontology annotation, biological process: sexual reproduction. The transcript has 3 exons. Gene Ontology annotation, cellular component: extracellular region. The coding region runs from base 51 to 869 and encodes 272 amino acids. The record is from RefSeq and is a predicted model, not a curated record. Lineage: Eukaryota; Viridiplantae; Streptophyta; Magnoliopsida; Poales; Poaceae.
CAACAUACGAGCACUGCUAAUCCCUGAGCUGGUAAUACGAUCGAGCUGAGAUGAUGCCAGCCGCCGUGAUCGUCUCCUCAUCCAAGGUGGCUGCUGCGGCACUCGCCGUCGCGCUGUUCGCCGUGCUUGCCUCGUACGCCGAGGCCGCGAAGCCCGGCGGCGGCUGGCUCCCCGCCAAGGCCACCUGGUACGGCGCGCCCAACGGUGCCGGCCCCGACGACAACGGCGGCGCGUGCGGGUUCAAGCACACCAACCAGUACCCCUACAUGUCCAUGACGUCGUGCGGGAACGAGCCCCUGUUCAAGGACGGCAAGGGCUGCGGCGCGUGCUACCAGAUACGGUGCCUGAACAGCACCCACGACGCGUGCUCCGGCCGGGCGAAGCGCGUGAUCAUAACGGACAUGAACUACUACCCGGUGUCCAAGUACCACUUCGACCUCAGCGGCACAGCGUUCGGCGCCAUGGCCAAGACGGGGCUCAACGACAAGCUCCGGCACGCCGGCAUCCUGGACAUCCAGUUCCGGCGGGUGCCCUGCAACUACAAGGGCCUGACCGUCAACUUCCGCGUCCAGGUGGGGUCCAACCCCAACUACUUCGCCGUGCUGGUGCAGUACGCCGGCAAGGACGGCGCCGUGGUGCAGGUCGACCUCAUGGAGACCGACGGCGCCACGGGGCGGCCGACGGGGGCGUGGACGCCGAUGCGCGUGUCGUGGGGCGCCGUGUGGCGGCUGGACACCAGCCGCCCGCUGCGGGCGCCCUUCUCGCUGCGCAUCCGCAGCGACUCCGGCAAGACGCUGGUGGCCGACAACGUCAUCCCGGCGGACUGGAAGCCCAUGACCGACUACCCAUCCUCCGUCCAGUUCCCCUGAAACCGCAGCCGCAUGGUGCAAGCGAAUUAAUCGUCCCUGAUUGAAGCAUUGUUGUUCGUCAGAUACCCCGAUCCAUUGUUUAGUGUUGUCAUCGUAUAGUACGUACGUGUCUUGGGAGAUUUGGAGGAGGCAACGUGAUCUCCCCGCCCACGAUCGCAACUUUGAAAUAUACCAUGCUGUGUGUGUGUAAUGUAAUAGACAUACCAUAUACUACUGUACGUGUCAA